GGCCGAGCCACAGUGUGCUUGCAAUGCCGUGUGGAAGCCGAAGCCGCACCUCCCGCAUGGCCCCUCCGGCCAGCCGGGCCCCUCAGAUGAGAACUGCACCCAGGCCAGCACCAGCAGCUCAGCCACCAGCAGCAGCCCCACCAUCUGCAGCUGGCUCACCUGCUGCUGCACCCCGGCAGCCAGGUCUGAUGGCCCAGAUGGCAACCACUGCAGCAGGUGUGGCUGUGGGCUCUGCAGUUGGGCACACACUGGGUCAUGCCGUGACUGGGGGUUUCAGUGGAGGACGUAACGCCGAGCCAUCAAACCCUGACAUCACUUACCAGGAGCCUCAGGGAAGCCAGCUGGCACAGCAGCAGCAGGCUGGCCCUUGCUACUAUGAGAUAAAACAGUUUUUGGAAUGUGCCCAGAACCAGAGCGACCUAAAGCUCUGUGAGGGUUUCAUUGAAGUGCUGAAACAGUGCAGACUUGCGAACGGAUUAUCUUAAUCAAGAAGUUCAAACUGAAGAAAUGAAAAAUCGGCUCUCAAGAGCAAGUUAAUUUAGUAAUUAAUA
Molecule: messenger RNA, 551 nt
Organism: Microcebus murinus (gray mouse lemur)
Lineage: Eukaryota; Metazoa; Chordata; Mammalia; Primates; Cheirogaleidae
Product: coiled-coil-helix-coiled-coil-helix domain-containing protein 2
Biological process (GO): mitochondrion organization; positive regulation of transcription by RNA polymerase II
Cellular component (GO): mitochondrion; nucleus
Molecular function (GO): sequence-specific DNA binding
Source: RefSeq, a predicted model, not a curated record